GUCCAAGGAUUUUUAAUUUGUUUUAAUAUUUAUUCCUCUACAGUCUACUUUAUACUUGAUACUUCAAACUUCAGAGUUUUGAUGUUGUAUUACAAUUUAUUUGAAGUUACACGAUCAUGAGAUCUUAUUAGACCUCUCUGUUUCCCAUUAAACAGAAAAUUCUUAAUUCAUCAAAAGCUAUGUUGUUGUAUAUGUCGUGUUGUUGAAUAAAAAAAUGUACAAUAAGUAUUUGUUUAAAAGUUCUACUUGUAAAUCAAUAGUCUUUAACAUUUGUCUUCGGUUUCAUUCAGAAUCAGUGAGAGUAAGAUUUGCGCCUAGUCCUACAGGAAAUCUCCAUUUAGGUGGAUUUCGUACUGCUCUUUAUAAUUAUUUAUUCGCAAAAUCAAAAGGGGGAAAGUAUAUUUUACGAAUUGAGGACACCGAUCGUUCAAGAGUGGUUAAUGGUGCUAUUGAUCAGCUUCAAGAAGAUUUAAAAUGGUUGGGUAUAGAAUUUGAUGAAGGUCCAAAAAUUGGUGGAUCAUUUGGUCCUUAUAUUCAGUCAGAAAGAUUGAGUAAUUACAAACUAGCAGCACAGGAGUUGCUCAAUAAAGGUUAUGCAUAUAAAUGUUAUUGUACUGAAAAGAGAUUAGAUCUUUUAAGAAGAGAUGCUAUACGUACUAGAAGAAUACCGCGUUACGAUAACAAAUGUCGAAGUUUAGAUGCAGAAGAAAUUGAACAAAAGAAAAAUAUGAAUUUUGUUAUCAGAUUUAAGUUAGAUCAAGAUGAUGGCCAUUUUCAUGAUCUCGUUUAUAGAAAUGUUACUAGGAACGUAGCUGCUGUAGAAGGAGACCCCGUAAUUGUGAAAUCUGAUGGUUUUCCUACUUACCAUCUAGCAAAUGUUGUCGAUGACCACAAUAUGCAAAUUACACACGUUCUUAGAGGUGUCGAGUGGCAACCAUCGACAUCAAAGCAUAUCUUACUAUACAAAGCUUUUGGUUGGACGCCACCAAAUUUUGCACAUUUGCCGUUGUUGAUGAAUAUAGAUGGCACAAAACUGUCUAAACGACAAAAUGAUAUUACAAUUAGUUCCUAUAGGCAUAAGGGUAUUUAUCCUGAAGCGUUGUUAAAUUUUGUAGUAAGUUGCGGGGGAGGCUUCAGUGACAAUCAAACAAAGAGUAAAACACGAAUUAAAACUUUAGAUGAACUUAUAAGUAAUUUUGAUAUAAGACUUAUAAAUUCUAAUUCAUGUCAAGUGCCAUGGGAUAAACUUGACUUUUUCAAUAGAGCUCAACUAAAAAUUGAACUUGGAACUGUACAUGGAAGAAAAAAGGCUGUAGAACAGUUGAAAUAUACUAUUGAAAAUGCGUUUUUGAAAAACGAAGCAGUCGAUUUGGAUUUAAGCGAAUCGCACUUGGAAAAUAUUUUGUUGUGGAGUGUCGAAAGAAUUACAAACAUAAAUGAACUAGUAAAUGAGAAUUUUAAGUUUAUUUGGAUGAAGCCAUCAGAAUCUUCUCUACAAACUAUGAAUUAUGAUAAAGAACUUAUAAUGCAGUUAAAAGAACAUCUACUCAAUAUGGAUAGUUUUGAUGUUGAUAAUCUAGGGGAGACGUUACACAAGUUUUCUAAAUCAAAUAAUAUUAUCUACAGUAAAUUCAUGAAAACUUUACGUAAUAUUAUUAGUGGCCUGAAGCAAGGGCCAAGUGUAAGUGAAAUGAUGGUAAUCCUUGGUAAAGAAGAUGUGAUUGCUCGUUUAAGUAGAGCAUGUUAAUUAAAUAGUUCUAAAUCCAUGCUAAAUUGUAUUUGUAAUCGCCAUAUACUAUUAAUAGCAAUGAUACAUUUGACUUUUAUUUACUUUUAUCAUCAGGUACCUAGAAAUAAUAAAAAUAAUGUUAAUUAAAUAAAUAUUUCUGAUUUUUCAUUUUUAACAUA
This is a messenger RNA of Adelges cooleyi (spruce gall adelgid), 1908 nucleotides long. It is a transcript of the gene GluRS-m, whose product is annotated as probable glutamate--tRNA ligase, mitochondrial. NCBI's taxonomy places the organism in Eukaryota, Metazoa, Arthropoda, Insecta, Hemiptera, Adelgidae. The coding region runs from base 215 to 1747 and encodes 510 amino acids. The record is from RefSeq and is a predicted model, not a curated record. Gene Ontology annotation, molecular function: tRNA binding; zinc ion binding; ATP binding. Gene Ontology annotation, biological process: glutamyl-tRNA aminoacylation. The transcript has 9 exons.